Molecule: messenger RNA, 417 nt
Organism: Parnassius apollo (apollo)
Lineage: Eukaryota; Metazoa; Arthropoda; Insecta; Lepidoptera; Papilionidae
Source: the annotation of a GenBank genome assembly
AUGAUACCCUCACGUGAUUCAGUCAGUCGAGCUGGAUUAGACGAUGUUUACGAAAGUGUGCUUCACAACAUAAAGAUCCACAUAUUAACGGAUAAUGCAUUUCAACUAGCAAUCACUUUCCGUUUGUGGACAGACAGCUAUAGACGUCUCAAUUAUAUUACUUUUACAUUGCACUACCUGACUGACGACUUUGAGCUGAAAACUUUCACGCUUAAAACUGAACUAAUGGAAGGUGUUAAGAGUGGAGAAAAGAUACAGAAAGCAGUAAACGAAACAAAAAAAGAGUUUGCAAUCACUGACAAGAAGCUUUGCAGUGUAACCGACGCAGGAACUAAUGUAAAACGGGCACUUACAUUGGCGAAUAUUGAUCACAAUCUUGUCAUUGUAGAUGAGAUAAAAAAACUGCAGAAAUUUUAA